Messenger RNA from Anoplopoma fimbria (sablefish), 966 nucleotides. Its product is annotated as taste receptor type 2 member 40. Gene Ontology annotation, molecular function: G protein-coupled receptor activity. The record is from RefSeq and is a predicted model, not a curated record. The transcript has a single exon. Gene Ontology annotation, biological process: G protein-coupled receptor signaling pathway; sensory perception of taste. NCBI's taxonomy places the organism in Eukaryota, Metazoa, Chordata, Actinopteri, Perciformes, Anoplopomatidae. Bases 1 to 966 code for a protein of 321 amino acids. Gene Ontology annotation, cellular component: membrane.
AUGUUUGGAUCUGCAGAUGUGAAGCUGUGCGGCACCGCCCUCCUGCUGCUCCUGGGAGCGCUCGCCAACGUCUUCAACCUCGGGGUCACGCUGGUGCAGCAGUGGAGGUCCGGAGGCGCGAAAAAAACCGUUGCUGCCAUCAUCUGCCUCAUCUCCCUGGGCAACGUCCUGCUGCAGAUCUCCACCUUCGUCCUGGCGGCGUCCGUCUGGGCCGGGGCGCUCUGCGGGCCGGACCUCCCUUUCUUCUUCUGCGUCGUGCUGUUCCUGUGGCUCAGCGGCAGCUCCGUCAGCUUCUGGUCCGUCGCCUCGCUGAGCGUCCUCUACUGCGUGAGGGUGUUGAGCUUCUCCUCGGUUCUCCUCAGGGCGCUCAAGGAGAACAUCUCGGCCGUCCUGUGUGUCGUCCUGGCGGUGACCUCUCUGACCUCCUGCCUGAUGUUCACGCCUUUCUUCUUCCUCCAUUUUCAACCCAAAACUCUGAAUCUAAACACGACAGAAAAGGAUGUAUGUGUCCUUAAGAAGCCUCUGUUCCCAUCCUGGGUGGACGUCAACGCCUACGUGAUCACCUUCAUCUGCCACCUCACCUUGAUGCCCUUGUCCAUCAUGCUCCCGACCUCGCUGAGUCUGGUGGUCUACCUCUGCAAACACACCACCUCCGUGCAGAAGAAGCAGAGCAGAGGGUCGUAUCUGCGGUUCUGCAGGCUGACGGUGGCUCUGGUCGGGGUCUACCUCGCCACGCUGCUCUCCAUCUCCCUCUACUAUUUCCACGCCAUCUUCGCCUCCGGGCUGAGCGCCGACGUGCUCUUCCUCGGCCUGUCGUUUUACUGCGUGGCCUCUGCGAUCCUCCUCACCUGCUCCAACAAGAACCUGAGGGAGAAGCUCAGAGCGACGCUGAUCUGCAGGAGAACGAACACAAACACAACAUCCAGGAGUGAAGACAAGAGUGGAGCUACAGCCACAUAUAUGUGA